AAAAUUAGUGCUGAUCUCAAAGAAUGUGCGCUAAACCUCUGGAACACAGGCUGGGACAUCGAGGAUAUUCGCAAUGCUCUUGGAGUCUCUUGCGCUAGCAUUUACCGCUGGGAAGCAAUUUUUGCAGAGUAUGGCGCUGUCAACCGUCCCCCUUCACCAAUACGUGGCCAGCAGCUUUGUAUCCUCACCCAUGCUCUCAUGACGGCCUGUGAGGCCUUGUUUACUGAAGAAUUAGACCUCUACCUCGACGAAGUUGUGACAUGGCUGGCUUUGACACACAACAUCAGCAUUUCUGUCUCUAUACUGUGUCGCAACCUCAAGGAAGCAGGGCUCACAUGGAAAUUACUUCACAAGCUUGCUGCAGAGAGGGAUGAAGAACAGCUGUCACGAAUGGAAGGAGUUGAUGCGAAUAAACUUUGCUGGUGA
This is a messenger RNA of Suillus subalutaceus, 426 nucleotides long. RefSeq lists its product as uncharacterized. The annotation marks the transcript as partial. The record is from RefSeq and is a predicted model, not a curated record. The transcript has a single exon. NCBI's taxonomy places the organism in Eukaryota, Fungi, Basidiomycota, Agaricomycetes, Boletales, Suillaceae.